Messenger RNA from Saccharomyces mikatae IFO 1815, 405 nucleotides. RefSeq lists its product as uncharacterized. NCBI's taxonomy places the organism in Eukaryota, Fungi, Ascomycota, Saccharomycetes, Saccharomycetales, Saccharomycetaceae. The transcript has a single exon. Bases 1 to 405 code for a protein of 134 amino acids. The record is from RefSeq and is a predicted model, not a curated record.
AUGAAUACCCCCUCGCUCGAAUUUUUUGAAAACAAAAUCAUCAAAAUCUACCAAAACUUAGCAAGGCCUUCAUUACGUGAGCUAUUUGAAUUUCAGAAUCGCAAUUUUAAAUUGUCUCAACAGUUCUUAACGGCACUGAAUAUUUUGGUUAAUGCAGACCUCAAAAUUUCCAUGAUUGGCUCCUUGAACGAUCAAGUGGUGCCUCUUUAUUCCUCGUUGUGCAUUUUCUUGCAACAUCCGAAUAUUUUUAGAGCCUUAUAUGUACCUUGUAUGGGCCACCAAUACCCCGUAUAUCUCAUCCAUGUUAUUGAGAUAUUGGUGAAAUUGAUAAAUUUGGGAUACUCUGAUCAUGCCAUGAUAACAGAACUAAGUCAAUCCUUUAUGGGACCUAUUUUGAGUGAUUGA